AUGGGAAGAACUGAGUUCAAAUGUUCAGUGUCUUGUGGAGAUGGUGAAAGAAAUCGUAUUGUUACUUGUCAGCGCCUUUCUGAUAACGAGGUUGUGAAUGAUUUGUUUUGUGCUGGAACUAAGCCAUCUCAACUUGAAACAUGUACACGUCCAUCAUGUUCAGAACCCAAGUUAGAUGGAAUUUUUUUAAACAGUGAGAAUAUGAACUCUCGCCAAGAAAAAAUGUUGUCAUCAUUUGAUGCAGAGAAUGAAAAGACCAAUCUACUGUUAACGCCAACUUGUGAUGCUGAUUGUGGUGGUGGUACAAGAUCUCGCAGCGUGACUUGUCAGAACUCGCAGACACAAUACAAUGUAUCAGAUACCGAAUGUCCAUUACCAAAACCAUCGGAAUUGGAAGAAUGUAAUAUCGACCCAUGUCCAGGUUGUGAUGAAGUUGUUACUUCAGAAAAGAUAGUCUCAUCACCAGGCUAUCUAGCAGGUUUGAAUUAUGAUAACAACAUAGAUUGUACUGUAACAGCACUAGCUCCUACAGGCCAGUGUGUGCGUCUUACUUUCCUUAAUCUACAAAUACAACCAGGAAGUAUGCAAGGAGUUUGUGACUUUGAUUAUCUCAUGAUAACAGACAUGGGUAACUCUGCAUUGACGGACACCAUGUGUGGCAGUGAGUCAAGAACCUUCUCAUCGGUAACUGGACAAGUUGAGAUUUUAUUGCAUUCAGAUGGUUCAAUAACAAACCAAGGUUACCAUCUUUACGUCACCUUCAUAGAAUGCCCGCUUUAUACAUUUGUACCAGGUGACUGGCAAGAGUGUAAUGUGGAAUGUGGUGGAGGGAUGAGAACGCGUCUUGUACAGUGCCAGAGAAUAUCGGAUGGUAUCGAGAUGCCAGUCAGCUUCUGUAGUGGUCCACAACCUGCUGCCUCUGAGCCUUGUAAUACACAGCCUUGUCCAGGUUGUGAUGCAUCUUUCACAGUUGGUAAUCAGUUUAUUCAAUCUACAAACUAUCCUCUGUCAUAUCCACCUAAUCAAGACUGUGUCUACACUGUCAGUAACACACAAGGAUGCAUUUCUCUCCAAUUUUUGGAUUUUAAUUUGGAAGCCCAUCCCACAUGUGAUAAUGACUACCUUAUGAUUCAGGAUUUGGGUGACUCUGCACUAGACAGAAAACUUUGUGGAGGAAACUUACCACAAAUAUGGACAUCUACAAGUGGCAAUGAUGUUGCUAUUACGUUUCACAGCAAUGACAAUAUUCAAGACAAAGGCUUCUACAUCUAUGAAACAUUUGUACCCUGUCCUCUGUAUGCAUGGAGUCUUGGAGCCUGGAGUGAUUGCUCACUUGACUGUGGUGGUGGCUCUCGUACACGAACUGUACAAUGUCAGUUGAUAUCUUCAGGAGCUGUUGUUAUGGAUAAUCUUUGUACUGGACCAAAGCCAUUUGAAACUGAAGACUGCAAUACACAACCAUGUCCUGAUUGUGAUGAAUCUUUCACAGCUGGUUAUCAGUUUAUUCAAUCUACAAACUAUCCUCUGUCAUACCCACCAAAUCAAGACUGUGUCUACACUGUCAGUAACACACAAGGAUGCAUUUCUCUCCAAUUUUUGGAUUUUAAUUUGGAAGCCCAUCCCACAUGUGAUAAUGACUACCUUAUGAUUCAGGAUUUGGGUGACUCUGCGCUAGACAGAAAACUUUGUGGAGGAAACUUACCACAAAUAUGGACAUCUACAAGUGGCAAUGAUGUUGCUAUUACGUUUCACAGCAAUGACAAUAUUCAAGACAAAGGCUUCUACAUCUAUGAAACAUUUGUACCCUGUCCUCUGUAUGCAUGGAGUCUUGGAGCCUGGAGUGAUUGCUCACUUGACUGUGGUGGUGGCUCUCGUACUCGAACUGUAGAAUGUCAGUUGAUAUCUUCAGGAGCUGUUGUUAUGGAUAAUCUUUGUACUGGACAAAAGCCAUUUGAAUCUGAAGACUGCAAUACACAACCAUGUCCUGGAUGUGAUGAGGUUGUAUUAGUUGGUUCUCAAACAAUUGGAUCACCAAACUAUGGAAUUGGAAAUUAUCCUCCAAACCAGGACUGUAUUUAUACCAUCACAAACAAUCAAGCAUGUGUCAGGUUGUUGUUUUUGAACUUUGACCUGGAGCCUGGCACAACCGUGGAUGUGUGUGAUAGAGAUUACCUCCGGAUUGAAGAUCUGGACUACCCUGGACUGGUGGAGACCUACUGUGGCGAUACAACUCCACCCAAUUGGAUGUCAGCUAGUGGUAAUGUUAAGCUGACUUUCCAUAGUAACAACAAUAAUGAACACGCUGGAUUCUCUGUGUUUGAAACUUUUAUUGCUUGUCCUGUAUUUGAUUGGGUAGCAGGAGCAUGGGGUGAUUGUGAUGUGACCUGUGGAACUGGUAUGAGAAGACGUACUGUGGAAUGUCUGGAUGUACAAUCUAAUGAACCCGCUGUAAAUGAUUCACUGUGUCUGAAUAGCAGACCUGAUGAUGCCGAGAUAUGCACUGAAGCACCUUGUGCCGUGGACUGCGAUGUCUCUGUGACGAGUAGUUCAACAAUAUCAUCCUACAACUACCCAGAUGACUAUGUUAAUAAUUUGGACUGCGUGACAACAAUAUACAAUGCUGAUGGAUGUAUCAACUUCCUGUUUCUAAAUUUUGAUUUGGAGUCUGGUACUGUAAAUGAUGUGUGUGACACUGACUAUGUCAAGAUUGAAGAUGUCUCUGGCGGAGAAGAACAGUUCUUCUGUGGUACUUAUUCACCAUUGCCAAGUUGGCAAUCCUCAACAGGUAAUGUCAGGUUGACAUUGCACACCAAUGAUGCACUCACUGCAGGGGGCUACCAGAUUUUUGCUGUAUUUGGUGACUGUCCAAGCUACACCUGGACAACUGAAGCAUGGAGUCAGUGUACAGCAGAUUGUGGUGGUGGUACUCAAUCUCGUGUUGUGAGUUGUAUUGAUGUGGUAACCCAGGUUGUUGUACAAGAAUCCAGUUGUACUGAUGCCAAGCCUGCCACAUCCCAAGUCUGCAAUACUCAACUCUGCAUACAAUACUGUGGUCGUGUUAUAACUGACAGUAGUACAGCUGAGUUAACAUCACCCAACUAUGAUGGUGUGUCUCUGUAUGAUAACAAUGAAGAUUGUAUGAAUACUAUUCUCAGUCUUCAGAGUCAGUGUAUCAGAAUCAUGUUUGUAUCUAUGGAUAUUCAGUUGGGAUCUACGUCAAGUGUCUGUGACAAUGACUACCUUGAACUUUCUGACAACAGCAACCCUGCUUUAACUACCAGAUAUUGUGGAACUUCACUGCCUCCUGAUUGGAUAUCCACUGGCUCCACUGUGGCAGUCAAGUUUGUAACAAAUAGCAACAAUGUAGCAAGAGGAUACAAAAUCAAUUAUCAGUUUGUAUCUUGUUCUGUUCCACAAUGGGUUACUGGUAGUUGGCUUACUUGUUCUGUCUCCUGUGGAAGUGGAACACAAUCACGUACUGUAUCCUGUCAGAAUGAUGCAGGUUGUACUGCUACAUGUGGUGGUGGAACAGAAUUCUACAGUGUGACUUGCUUGGAUACCCAGACGGGUUUGACUGCAACUUCUGAAGCUUUAUGUACAGGCACUAAACCUGCGAAUAGUCUAACUUGUAAUACUGAUCCAUGUGGUGGGACUACAGCUUAG
This is a messenger RNA of Saccoglossus kowalevskii, 3663 nucleotides long. RefSeq lists its product as uncharacterized. NCBI's taxonomy places the organism in Eukaryota, Metazoa, Hemichordata, Enteropneusta, Harrimaniidae. The record is from RefSeq and is a predicted model, not a curated record. Gene Ontology annotation, biological process: proteolysis. Gene Ontology annotation, molecular function: metalloendopeptidase activity.